Molecule: messenger RNA, 1620 nt
Organism: Austrofundulus limnaeus
Lineage: Eukaryota; Metazoa; Chordata; Actinopteri; Cyprinodontiformes; Rivulidae
Gene: ciao1
Product: cytosolic iron-sulfur assembly component 1
Exons: 7
Coding region: 417-1403 (328 amino acids)
Biological process (GO): iron-sulfur cluster assembly
Cellular component (GO): cytosolic [4Fe-4S] assembly targeting complex
Molecular function (GO): protein binding
Source: RefSeq, a predicted model, not a curated record
CCACCUAUUGGUGGUGCUCCUGUAAAACCGCGAUAAAUUCAAUCUUUGUUUUACAUAAUUUUCUUUAGAUUUUUAUUGCUAUCACACUGUAACAAUUGAUAGCAGCUGAAUUGUUUUAAUGUAAAUAUGAUCAGUUUCCAAGAUAAGACAGAGACCCACAAUGCAACGCGUCCAACUUCCGAAUAGCAAAUAUGGCGGCAUUUCUUUAAGGAUGUUUCUGUGAACUUUUCUUCUUGUUUUCUUCUAAAAACAUCUCGUAUUUUCUCAGUUUUCCUCAUAUUAACAGGCGAUUAGGAACCUGGUGCUGCUGAUUUUUUUACUCUGCAGGUUGUUACAAUUUUCUGUCGGGAUUUUUUAGGUGAAGAAAAAGCUGACUUAAACGGGCGUUGAGUAUUAUUUGAUAUUUGGUCUCAGCCAUGAAGGAAGCUCUGACACUGGUUCACAGAUUCGGCGCACACCCGGACUCUCGGUGCUGGUUCGUCGCCUGGAGCCCGAACGGAACGCUGCUGGCUUCAUGCGGGGGUGACAAGGCCGUCCGGAUAUGGGGACGAGAAGGGGACUCCUGGGUGUGUAAGUCUGUUCUACAGGAUGGACACCAGCGCACUGUGAGGAAGGUGGCCUGGUCUCCCUGUGGGAACUACUUGGCCUCUGCCAGCUUUGAUGCAACCACGUGCAUCUGGAAGAAGAAAAAUGAUGACUUCGAGAGUUUGACAGUGUUGGAAGGACAUGAAAAUGAGGUCAAAUGCGUGGCGUGGGCUCCUUCAGGGAAUCUCCUGGCCACGUGCAGCCGAGACAAGAGUGUCUGGGUUUGGGAAGUGGACGAGGAAGAUGAGUACGAGUGUGUUACGGUUGUGAACUCCCACACACAAGACGUGAAGCACGUUGCGUGGCACCCGAACCAAGAGCUCCUGGCUUCAGCUAGCUACGACAACAACAUCUGCAUUUACAAAGAGGAAGAUGAUGACUGGGAGUGUCGGGCCACCUUACAGGGACACACGUCCACGGUUUGGAGUUUGUGUUUUGAUGCGACCGGACAGAGGAUGGCCUCCUGCAGCGAUGACCGCACUGUGAAGAUUUGGAAGGAAUUCCCCAGUGAGAGUGGUGACUUGUCCUGGAAGUGUGUUUGUACUCUCUCUGGGUAUCAUGGACGAACUGUGUAUGAUGUUGCCUGGUGUCGACUGACCGGCGCUCUGGCAACCGCCUGCGGUGACGACGGAGUUCGAAUUUUUAAAGAGGACGUGCCGGCUGGUUCAGAUGAGCCGGUGUUCUCGCUGGUGGCUCAGGAGACCAAAGCGCACAGCCAGGAUGUUAACUGUGUUUCCUGGAACCCGAAGGAAGCCGGACUGCUGGCCUCGUGCAGCGACAAUGGAGAAAUUGCCAUUUGGCGUUUCAAAGACGACUGAAUCCCUGACACCUGAGCCCUUUUAUGAUCUUGAAUGUUACACUGGGAACAUUGUGGCCUUGAAAGCAACACGUCUUUGUUUUAUAGCUGGUUUGAUCGCUGGAUUUUUCUUUUUAAUGCAAAGUUUUAUUUCAGGUCAGCUUUUAUGUUUAAAAACUGCUGCAGUGCUUUUGAUUCUACACCCUAAAAAUUAUAUGUAAAUAAAUAUUACAAAAUAA